Cricetulus griseus (Chinese hamster) is the source of this 715-nucleotide messenger RNA. The record is from RefSeq and is a predicted model, not a curated record. NCBI's taxonomy places the organism in Eukaryota, Metazoa, Chordata, Mammalia, Rodentia, Cricetidae.
GCUGGGGAAAAGGGGGCCUGGUUGGUUUUGUGUGAUGAUCUUGUUAUUCAAGCUUUGGCUCUGAUUUCAGGCACUAGCAAUGGACGCGCAGAAAGACGUCCAACCCCCAAAGCAGCAGCCGAUGAUAUAUAUUUGCGGAGAGUGUCACACGGAAAAUGAAAUAAAGUCCAGGGAUCCAAUCAGAUGCAGAGAAUGUGGAUACAGAAUAAUGUACAAGAAAAGGACAAAAAGAUUGGUGGUUUUUGAUGCCCGAUGAAGAGUGGGAAUUCAGGAGUGUCUUCAUUUGCCCCUUUGCUAUUUCUCUUUAUAGCUUUUGACCUAGCUUACAACUACAACUGUGUACCUAUGGUUUCAUUUUAGAAAUGUGAUUGUAUUUUAGUAUCCUUUAGUAUAAAGGAAAUUUUGGUUUAACAUACGGCUUUUUAUUUAUUUUGCUUGUAAUCUCUCACACAAUGAAGAUUAAAAUUGUUUCCCCAAACCACACUUUUAUUCGGUCUUGUUAAAAAAAAAAAAGUCAAGGUUCGGGCAUUCAAACCAGUGCUUGCCACCUACCUAGCCAGGUGACUUGCCUGGAACCCACAUGGUAUGGUAGGAAGAGAACUAACUUCUGAAACCUGUCUGUCCCGGACCUCCACGUGCACACCAAGACUUGAGCAUGUGUGGGUAUGUGCAUACCCACAAAGAGAAAAUAAAUAAAAUGCAUUUAAAAAUUUUA